Molecule: messenger RNA, 3888 nt
Organism: Purpureocillium lilacinum
Lineage: Eukaryota; Fungi; Ascomycota; Sordariomycetes; Hypocreales; Ophiocordycipitaceae
Molecular function (GO): protein binding
Source: RefSeq, a predicted model, not a curated record
AUGGCCGCCACAAGAUGGAGAACGAGGCGGCGGCGGGCCGUCCCCGGCCUCGUCUCACUCCUCCUCCUCGCCGCAUUCCAGUCCCCCGCCGCCUCCGCCGCCGCCGAACAAGCGCACGCCUUCCCCUACAUGCCAACACAGAUCCUCACCCCCAGCGCCUGCGUCAACCAAUCGUCCUGCCGCGGCCGCGACGUCGCCUACCUCUUCAGCCCCUCGAGCGACGGCGUGCGCUUCCUCGCCCUCAACUACUCCUCGGGCAUCGAUGCCAACGCGGAGCCCAAAUCCGUGUCCACGACGCUGCCCUUUCUCGAAAAUGCAGGGUCCACGGCGGCGUUUGGCGCGGCGAGGGCGGCCAACGGCGAGGUGCUCGUCUUUGCGGGCGCGUGUGACGGGCCCGGCGGCGAUGUCUGGAGCUACACACCUGGUGGCGACGAUGAUGCCAAAUGGGAGCGGAGAACGACGACGAUGGAUAAGGGAGCGCAGAAGGGAAGCACGCAAGGGCCAUACUUUUUAGGCGGCACGCUCGCCUUCUCGUCCAAGCUGGAGCCCACCAUGGACGAGCCAACAUUAUACACAUACGGCGGCAUGUGCACGCCGCCGUCGACGGCCAACACGCAGGAGUGGCAGUCGGACGCAAACUACACCAAGACGAUGACGAGGCUCACGCCGGGAGGAGGCGGCAGCCAGGACAGCUACAGCCUGGGCGUGGCGUCGGUGUCGGGCCCGCGCUCGCCCUUUGCGGGCUUCUCGGUGACGCAGCUGCCGCCGUCCAUGACCAACAUGUCCGGGUCCGUGGCGCAGCAGGCCAGCUUCGUCUUCCUGGGCGGGCACACGCAGUGGGCUUUUAUCAACAUGAGCACCGCCGCCGUCUGGAGCCUGCCCGAGGAGACGUGGUCGUACAUCAACGUGCAGCCGCCCCUCGCCACGGGCGAAAAGAUGCCCGGCAACGAGCUGGCCAAGAACCAGAACCAACAGAAGCAGGGUCAGGUGCAGAACCAGGACAGCAGCAGCGAUGGUGCGGGUCUGAGGAGGAAGAGGGACGGCGGCGCGGCGCCGGACAACGUGUAUAGUCGGUCGGGCCACACGGCGGUGCUCAGCGAGGAUGGCAGCUCCGUCGUUAUAUUGGGGGGCUGGGUCGGCGACGUGGGCACCCCGGCGGAACCGCAGCUCGCGGUGCUCGAGAUGAGCCAGGCGUAUAGCUCCUGGCGGUGGCGCAUCCCCGAGAAGCAGCCCGACGGGGGCAUCUACGGCCACGGCGCGGCGAUGCUGCCCGGCAACGUCAUGGUCGUGUAUGGCGGAUGGGAGACGAAGACGACGACAACUAAGCAGAAGCGCCAAGACGCAUCGUCACUGCGAUUCUACAACCUGACGUCCAUGGCGUGGACUUCAUCGUACACGAACCCCAACGCUGGCAGCGGCGACGGCUCCGGUGGAAACGGCGGAUCCCACGACGCUCCCGGGUCAGGCGGCUCCUCAAAGUCGAAGCGCCUGGGCCUCGGACUGGGUUUGGGUCUGGGCCUCGCUCUGCUCCUCGGCAUCAUAUUCUGCUUCCUGCUCUGGCGCAUGCGACAGCGCAGGAAGCAGGCGCGGCACGACGAGGCAGUGCGGGCCAUGGCCGAGGACGCGCGACACUUCCUCCACGACACCGACAUGAUUGAACGCGACGACUUCCUCUUCGGCUGGGGCGGCCAGCGGGACUGGCGCAGCAGCGGCCAGCAGCAGAGUGGCGGCCGAUCGCUGGGCUACGAGAGCCUCCGGGGCGCCGGCGCGGGACGGAGCUCGCUCGACGCCGGGGCCGGCGGUCCGGGACCCAUCGCGCGGAAGCCCGUCGCCGGCGUCGCCCGGGGCAUGCGCAACGGCUACCAACCGGCGCUGCCCGACGCGGGACGCUUCAGCAGCACGUUUGCGUCGCCGCCGGGCGUCAUCCACCCGAUCCUCGAGGAUGACGAGGACGAGUACUACAGCCACCACGAGCACGAGCACGCGCACACGGCGCCCCUGACGCCCACCUCGGAGGCGCACUCAGACCCCUUUGCCACGCCCGUCACGGCCACGGCCCCGCCCGUCAUCUUCUUCCCCACGGGUGCGGGUAUCGCGCGAGCGUCCAGCCCGGAGCGGAGGAGCAACAGCAGCAGCCCGGCGCGGCGCACCGACCCGGACGUCCAGGACUGGGUGUCGGACGUGGACGCCGCGGACGCGCUGCUCGAGCGGUACAGCACGACUCGCCAGCAGCAGCAGCAACAGCAACAGCAGCAAUCACAGGGCCGUGUGUCGCCGACGCGCCGGGGCUCGAACCGGUCGACGCUCACGCUCGGCGGCCUGCGUGACGAUGACUCCCGCACCGGUUCCAACCUGUCCGAGUCGGCGCGCAGCGCGGCCGACAGCCUACGCCGUUCCGCCUCGGGUCGCCGUUCCGCGGCCGGGGGCUUCCUCCUUGGCCUGGGGCUCGGCGCCGGCGCGGGCGAGCACUCCAAGCCCAGCAGCAGCUCCUCGAGCAGCUACAACACGGCGCGGUCUGGCUUCGGCGCGCUGCAGGCCGAGGCGCCGGGGCUGCUCAUGGGCGGUAGUGGCGGCGGCGGCGCACGCACGCCCGCGAGCCCGACAGGAUGGGGAGGCGCGGCCGGUGACGACGACGACUACGCGCUCGUCCCGCGGGAGCCCGGCUCGCCGUCCAAGUCCAAGCCCCCGUCGCGGCGCACCUGGCUGGGCUCCCUGCGGCGCGUCUUCUCCGGCAGCAGCAGCAGCAACGGCGCGUCGCCAGCCAACGCGUCGCGUGAGGAGCUUGAUCACCAGCACCAGUGGGACCAUAUUCAGCAGGGCGGUAGCAGCGGCGCGCUGAUGACGGCCGGAGCGGGGGCGCUGAGCGGGGAGCUGCUCCGCCGGAAGCAGGGCCGGCACGACUGGCAGGACUCGGGCGACGAGGGCGGCGGCGGCAGCGCGCUUGGCAUGGCAAGCGGAGGGGGCGCGAGAGGAGGAGGCGGAGAGGGUGACGGCGCGCGGGAAAAGGACGAGUGGGAUAUCGAGAGAGCGGUCGAGCAGCGGCUUGUGCAGGUAAUGUUCACGGUGCCUAAGGAGCGCCUGCGCGUGGUCAACGCCGAUGACAACAACGACGAUGACGCGGACAGGCGGUCGCUGGGCAAGGGGUCCGGCGGCGGCGGUCGAGACGCAGCACCCAUGGCGACGACGGCUCAGCAGCGCGGCGAGGAACACGUCGCUCCGGCGGAGGCGCUGCGGGAGCCGCACGUCGCGGAGCUGGUUGACCCGUCGAGCACGGACUCGAGCACGGAUACGACGACGACGACCAAGUCUUCGCUACGCUCGGCGGCGUCGCGAGAGGGCGGGCUGCAGCAGCAGCAGGCUGAUACGACUACGCAGAGAGAUGCCAGCAUCACUGCCACCGAGGUUGUUGCCCCCUCUGCCCCCAUCUUCGAUAAGCACGAAGAGCCUCACGGCGAUGACAACGACAACGACCAUCAUCAUCAUCACGACCACCACCACCACCAUCACCACCACGACGAAGACGAAGACGAGGACGACGUCCACGACACCAGCUUCCUCAGCAGCGGCAGCGCUGGCGGCGGCGGCGUGCGGGCCAAGCACCAGAGCCACAGCGGCACCGUAAGCAGCAGCGGCGGCGACUACCUCGGCGUAGACGGCAUGUCGAACCCGCGGCUGUCGCACUCGACGGACGGGUCGGGGCGGCGCUCGUCGGGCGUCUUCAUGACGGCCGAGGCGGUGACGUUUGAGCGCCCGCGCAUGACGAUGCGCACCACCACCACCACCACCACCACGCGCGUGCGCGACAUGGUGGACCGGUACGAGACGCGCAGCGCGGAGGCGAGUCCCGUGCGGAGCCAGGCGGAUAGCCCGACGAGGGGGAUGCGCUGA